AUGAUCAUUCCAGCCUCGCGACCACUCCUGGUGAGACGCGACCAUACAUCUUCAGUUUGCUUCUUCAACCUAGAAUUUCGAUGCUCACAGACAUCCCAAAGAGGGACUCCUUCACCUCCGAAACGGGGAGCAUGCGAGCAACUCGGAGUUCGGUACUGCAAUGCAGCCCCUCUCACAUCAUGGAGCUUUCCCCAUGAGCUCCUCUCUUCAUCACCGAACACCCAUCACAAAGCCCCAUAUGCAUCUGAUUUGUAUUCAAGGCCAGCAAAGUUCUAUCACUAUCCCGCUAUCUCUCAAAAGCUGGGUGAUAGAUUCCCAUCUGCGAAACGCCAUCCUCCCACCUCUUCCCGCGUCUCAACAGCCUGGGGGUUUGGCCGUUACGGCGCAAAAUCUCCGGAAGCAACCCUCGACGGACAAGCCCUCGACGCCGAGCGCUUGAUGAGGCCAGUGUGCCCCAGCCUCAACACCGAAGAGAGCCUCAUCUUGGCAGGUCAUCGCCACGAAAAGAUGAGGAUUGGCAUGGACAGAGACAAGCCCUCAGUCGACAAACGCCACGGCGGACACCAUUGA
Podospora anserina S mat+ is the source of this 570-nucleotide messenger RNA. RefSeq lists its product as uncharacterized. The transcript has 2 exons. The coding region runs from base 1 to 570 and encodes 189 amino acids. NCBI's taxonomy places the organism in Eukaryota, Fungi, Ascomycota, Sordariomycetes, Sordariales, Podosporaceae. The record is from RefSeq and is a predicted model, not a curated record.